Wasmannia auropunctata (little fire ant) is the source of this 2195-nucleotide messenger RNA. RefSeq names its product iodotyrosine dehalogenase 1 (gene Iyd). The coding region runs from base 392 to 1264 and encodes 290 amino acids. The record is from RefSeq and is a predicted model, not a curated record. NCBI's taxonomy places the organism in Eukaryota, Metazoa, Arthropoda, Insecta, Hymenoptera, Formicidae. Gene Ontology annotation, molecular function: oxidoreductase activity. The transcript has 4 exons.
CUUACGAUCUUUCUGUUCGCGCAAUUCUCUCUUCUAAAAUAACAUAUUGUAAAAUAACGUACGUAAAAUAAAUAUGCUUACAAUGGCGUUCUUUUUCUGCAGUAGUGCAUUUGAAAAAGUUUUUAUAAAAUUUAAUUUUGAAGGUUAUCGAAGGUUAUCGAAGUAAAGAGAAAGAAAAAUAGAGUCUCUCCCCACUUAAUUCUCGUCCUUCUUCCCUUCCUCUUCGCGCCUUGAAUCGUACAUUCACUUUUUUUUAGUAAACACUUGAUACUAACAUCAUUUGAUUUUAUCUGAUCAUUCGUACAAUAUCAGUUGAAUUGCAACCAUUACUCGAUAGUAGACCAGUAAGUGAAAAGCCGCGCUGUAGACUGAUCUACACUGUGCUACAGAGAUGUUCGCCGAAUACGCGCCCUUCACAAUUAAGUACUUCUAUCACAUACUCAUCGUCGUUGUUUCGUUCGUUUUGUUUAAAAAAUUCUUCGGACGACCUGCUGCCGAGAAAAGUGGGACGCAUGCAUUCACGACAUCCGACGAAUCCACGGAUCCAAGUGAAAAACUGGACAAAAAAUCAUAUAAAGUAGAACCAGCUUUGCCAUAUGAUCUCAAGCAUAUACCGUACCACUACGUCCGGAAACCCGAAAAGGAAUUACUGGCUCGUGCAUCAGAAUUUUAUCAAGUAGCUGCAGCGAGGCGGACCUUAAGAUUCUUUAGCACGAAUCCCGUUCCGAAGGAAGUUAUUCGUGAAAUUAUAAGGGCCGCAGGCACUGCUCCCAGCGGCGCACAUACAGAGCCAUGGACCUUUGUUGCGAUAUCCGAUCCGACUACGAAAUCAAAAAUCAGAGAUAUCAUCGAGAAGGAGGAGGAGAUCAAUUACAAGAAGAGGAUGGGCAUAAAAUGGACGACUGACUUGACUCCGCUAAAAACUAAUUGGAUAAAGGAAUACAUCACCGCAGCACCGUAUCUGAUACUCGUGUUCAAGCAAACUUACGGCAUUUUGCCAAAUGGACAGAAAAAAAUUCACUACUAUCACGAAAUGAGCGUUUCUAUCGCAUGUGGAAUUCUCAUUACUGCUAUACAGUAUACCGGAUUGGUGACACUUACAUCCACGCCAAUGAAUUGCGGACCGGCCAUACGCAGUCUCCUUGGACGUCCAUUCAACGAGAAGCUCGUUUUACUUCUGCCGGUUGGUUAUCCAGCUGAAGACGCCACUGUACCCGAUUUACAGCGGAAGGAUCUGUCCGAGAUUUUAGUCGAGAUCGAUUAACGGAGAUAUAAAAUGCGAUUGACUUAUGUCUUAUCGCUAUCGCUUGAUGCGCUGGAAAAAAAAUGGGGAAGAUACUUCUUACUUUACACUGGGGAAAAAUUGAGAAUGUGUGGAAGUGUCUGAAAUAAAUAGUCCAACAUGUAUUUAUGUUAAUGCUAUUUUUAUGAAAAAUGUUAUAUUUUUCGGAUUACUAACGUUUUUUUUUUUAAUAUCUUACAUUACAGUUUGUGGAUAGCAAUUAUUAACUAUAAUCGUAGAACGUAGUGCCCCUUGGCUUAAAACAUCGCUGCCAAUAUUACAAAAGUAAUCGUAACAUUCGAAAAAAAAGCUAAUCCCUGAAAUAUAGCACCUGUUCGUGAGUCAUGUUCGUUUGUUAUAUUUCUUUCUCCGGCGAAGAGAAUAAAAAGUAUAUAAUGGCACGCAAUAGAGACUGCUUUAAACUUAAUAAUCCGGUUUUGUAUAAACUAAUAUUUAUUUUCAAAUUUGCAUACAUAAUGUUAAAAGUAAGCGAUUAUAAAAUGUAAAUCCAUCACUCUAAUCGGAAAAGGGGAACUUAGAAGGUGAACUGAUAAAAAUUCGAGUGUAUCUAAUAGUACAAUUAGGCGGUCGUAAGAUCGUCAAAUUGAAGAAAAAAGUUUUUUUACAUUAAAUCAAAAAAUACCAAAUAUCACCUACAGCGCCGUCUUAAAUUAAGUACAUUUAAUAUAUAAAAUAUAAAAAUACUGAGCUAUAAAUGACGAAGAACAUGUAGAAUAUAAUGUUUUUUCCUCCGGCACUGCAAGUCCGGUACUGUAUAUGACAGCUAUGUCCACUACUAAUAGCUAUGUGUAAAAGCUUUUAGUAUCAUGAUACAUACAGAGAAACAGAUAAUAUUUCUAUUUAUCACUAUUCAUGGAACAAAUACUAUUAAUAUCAUGAUCUAGAAUAUGAA